AUGGCCUCUCACGGAAAUUCUUCAAGAAUGGGCUUGUUUGGACAGAAGGGACUCUACCAUAUUGAGGCGCCCAAGGCGGAGCGAGAUCUUCAGUCGACGUUUGCGUCGGGGGCGAUUGAUUUGCAGUAUUCGCAUUCUGCGCUGGAUGUGCAGCUGGAGUAUCUGCAUGUGAGAAAUCUAGAAAUAGACGUGUUGGCGGAUCCUGAUGGCGGCAUGUUUAGCCAGCCGCUCAUUCGCAGGCUUGCUGGCCUAGGCGUCCCCAACGACCCGGCGCUGAAGAGAAAGGGCACAAAAGUGCUGCAUAUCCCAGACGUGGACUAUCACACCAGUUGCUCGACGCUGGUUUCCUGUCUGCGGGUCAUCAAGGGGUGGAUGGACGCUCAUCCAGACAGCGUGCCUCUGCCGAUCAUGAUGGAGUUUAAGACGGCAGAGAAGCUGGGAGAGCGACUGGGCGGUGCGAAAGUUGUGCCGUGGAAUACGGAGUUGUUGGAUAUUGUCGACGAGGAGAUUCGCUCCGUGCUUGGGGCUUCGCAGCUACUUACUCCGGAUGAUGUAAGGAGAGACGGCUUGACGCUGGAGGAGUCGAUAUUGAAGCAUGGCUGGCCUGAUUUGGAUAGUGUGAGGGGGAGGAUCUUCUUUUUGAUGGAUAAUGGGCCGGUGAAUGAUGUGCGGGAUGCGUACAUUGAGGGGAGGCCGAGUUUGGAAGGGAGGGUGCUGUUUACGAAUAGUGCGCCGGGACAGGACGACUGUGCGUUUCAAAAGGUGAAGACCAAAGUUUCACCCAUUGGAAACAUCAUGUAG
Trichoderma gamsii is the source of this 801-nucleotide messenger RNA. Its product is annotated as acid phosphatase. The transcript has 3 exons. The record is from RefSeq and is a predicted model, not a curated record. NCBI's taxonomy places the organism in Eukaryota, Fungi, Ascomycota, Sordariomycetes, Hypocreales, Hypocreaceae. Bases 1 to 801 code for a protein of 266 amino acids. Gene Ontology annotation, biological process: lipid metabolic process. Gene Ontology annotation, molecular function: phosphoric diester hydrolase activity.